AUGACUUAAAUGACAUUUAACAAAAGGUCUUGCCAGGAGAGCUCAAACGCAGUGUGUAGAUUUGAUAAGAAGUGUGAAGACGAUCUGUCGUUGCUUUUAUCUGAGCAUUUCGCGAGUAGGACUUCGGGAUGUGUAAAUAAUUCUUUGCUUUGAGAUUCAAUUUAAGGAUAAACAGCAACAAUAUAUUGUAUGUGUGUGUAUGUAUGCUACACUACAUACAAAUGCCCAUCUCCAUGGAUGGCAGAAACAACUGGGGGUAUCAAAUCCACUCCUUCCUGUCUCCUCUCUCUCACUCUCUCUCCUCCAACAUUAUAUCUCUCUUCCUCCUACUCAAUCAAUCAUUGCUUCUCCCACCUCUCGAUCUCCGCCUCCCGACACAGCACGGUACCCUCCUUACAGCUUACAUACUCCUGCACCCAACUGGCUCUCCUCCUCUCAUCCAUCACAUCCUCCCGCCUCUCUGCCAUAUCCUCGUCCUCCAUGUAGGCGUAGGUCGGGGAAGAGAAUUGUGUUGUAUUUGGUGCGAGGAGGGACAGAAGGAGGGUCUGCACUGCAAGCAGGAGGACAGGCGGUUUUGGGAUAUGGACGUGCGGGAUGUUGAGGCGGAGAUUGUUGUGGGAGAAGGGGUUUUGCAGGAGCGGGGAGGCAGUGUUUGCGGAGAGGAUGUUGGGGUAUAGUGACAUUGUGUUUUUGGUGGUGAUGGUUGGUGGGUUAUGGUCGUGAUGUCGGAUGUUUCGUGUGUCGUGUGGCUGUUGGAUGGUGGUUAUGGUUGUAAGGCCCCAGGUUUUGGGAGCUUUUGGGUCGAUUGUUUGGGAUUUUUAUGUUGGUAAAUCGAUAUGAUAUUCAAGUUCUGCCGGUGUUCGAGUGGCUUGAAUUCGUGUGGAUAGUAAUGGUAAAUUGUUUGAGGUUUGCUUGCUUAAUGGCUUUUGAUGUAUAGCAUCUAGAUACAAUCUGUGGCUUGCCCACCGCAUAUGUAUACACAUUUCCAAGAUCA
This is a messenger RNA of Aaosphaeria arxii CBS 175.79, 994 nucleotides long. RefSeq lists its product as uncharacterized. The transcript has a single exon. Bases 204 to 677 code for a protein of 157 amino acids. Lineage: Eukaryota; Fungi; Ascomycota; Dothideomycetes; Pleosporales. The record is from RefSeq and is a predicted model, not a curated record.